UCAUCUGUUCAAGGAGGACUUUUGUGAUUGUUUGGACUCAGCGUGGUUCUGUUUUCCUGCCUGGGACAUGUCUGAGAGCAUCGUGAGGAAGGUGCAGCCCUUCACCAUCGGGACAAGACUGUCGGCUCCCUCAGUGGCCAAAGGCCAGGAGUUUCCUCAGACGUACCUUCCCGGUGAGACUCUGGACAACUGUGUGCUGCAGCACAACCUGAACUCGCUCUACCUCAGUCGAUCCCAGCAGGUCUGUGCACGCGACUCCUGUCUCGCCCCCCCGACUGUCAAGCAGGCAGCCCCCGUAAGACACGUGCACAUGGCAGCAGAGGACCACCUGGACCAGAACACCGCCUCUGCGUCAGCCGUCUCCAGGUCCAUCAAGAAGAUCACCAUAUCUGGGAGUAAAGACAAGUCAGACCAGAAGACUGCAGCGGGGCCAGCCAAGCUGUCAAUCACAGGCUCCUCGUGUGGAAACAAAAACAACAACAACAACAACGUCAACACAGGCACGUCAGAUCUGCGCCUGCCCAGGAUUGUAGGAGUGAGCUGCGAGAAUAAACCUAACGCUCCUUUUAAGGUUUUGCUCAGUAAAGACGGCAGCGAUGUAUUUCAGCCUGCUCAGUGGCAAACCUCAGUGAAACCAAAGGGAGAGGAAUCCAUCCAGAUUUCAGGGCCAGAAAUGCAGAAGAAAGAGCUCCAGACCAAACACAGAGCUCUGCACACGGAGGGUGAAGAGCUAGCAGCUGCUAAAUGUCCCAGUGAGAGCUUCAGUCAGCGUAACGCACUCUUCAACAAGGAAGCACUGCAGGCAGAAGCAUGGAUCAAAAGCAAACUGCAAGACCUGAAGGAUGGGUGGAGUAUUCAGUACUGUCCCCAGCAGGACUGGGAGGAAGCUUUACAGACGCUUCAGAGAGACCUGAAGGACUUUGAGAACACCUUGAUUCAGCUCAACCAGACGGGCGAGCAGUUGGUGUGCAGACUCAACCCCACGUCUGACCUGGUGAGGAAGCAGCUCUUCCAGCUCCGGGACCAGUGGCAGACCCUCAAACAGACGGCGGCCAGCCAGACGCGUGUUCUGGGCGGAGCCAGGAGCCCGCAAGAGUUCAACACAAAAGUGGACAAGCUGGAGGCGUGGAUCAAAGAGAAGGAUGAGCAGCUCCACAGAAACCUACAUGAGGAGAUCAACAACUUGGCUCUGAAACUGGAGAAGCAAGGGAAGACAGAUGGCAGAAACAUCUCCAGUAAAAGGAAACACAUCAAUAAAAUGUGGCUGAAGGCCCAGUCGCAGCUAAAAAACCACCACAAAAACCUUCAGCUGGCUCUUGAGGUGUCAUCAUUUUACCAGCAGGCAGAUAACACCUUGGAGUCUAUUAACAGCAUGAGGAAAAGCUUAUCAUCCAAAGAGCUGGACAGCUUUGACGACAGAGACGUACGAGACAUCGCCGGUCAAGUCCUGAUGCUGGAUGUGAGCGUUUCCCAGCUGCCUCACCUCCAUCCUGCUCUGGCUGCCGGCGUCAAACAGAAGCAAACCGAGGCUAAAGACUGCUGGGCUCUUCUUCAGAGAGAUUUAAGGGCCGACAGGACAGCACUCUCUCCGUCUGGAUCCACUUUCACCAGGGAAGAUGUUGACCUCCUGACACCAGCCACUGAACCCCAAUGCAACGUGGGACCCGAGACGCAUGGGAUCAUGGGAAAGGAGGUGAAGGAGGAGCAGAACCGCCUGAAAGGCUGUUUGAGCAUCGGUGACCAUGUGAGCGGUCGACAGAUGCAGAGCAGCCAAAGCCAGGAGCAGCGAUCAGUGAGCCACGCUCCAUCAGCUGAGGGAGGGAGCUCAGGCCACACAGCCACCAGAUACCAGCUGAAGGAGGAAAGCAAAGCGCCCAGAGCAGAGCCCAGACUCCCCUCGGCUCCACAGAACCACCCACAGCUGCAGAAGUUCACUGUGUCUGCAGACAAGACUUUGUCCUGGCUCAAAGACAACGUAACCAUGGCAACUCAGGUGUGUUCAAUAGCCAGCUCUGGGGGACUGGAGGCAGCCAGGGAGUGUCAGCGCGCCCUCGAGCAAGAAAUCCUUAACAACAGAGUCCGGAUAGAGGUGGUCAAGAGGGAGGGCCACGGGCUGGUCCGGGCUCAGCACCCAGGCAGCUCAAAGAUCGAGGAGUUUCUCAGCCAGCUGGAGGUCCUGUGGGAAGAACUGAGGAGGAGGCACCAGAGGAACGCUGCAUUCCUGCAGGCCUCAGAGAAGCUGGGCUUCAGGAUUGUGAAAGUGCUCCAAGCCCUUGGCAGCCUGGAGGCCUGGCUGGAGUCGGUGGAGCUCUCAAUGAAGGCGUCUGCGUUAGCCGGUGACCCCGAGACCAUGAGCGUGGCUGAGAGGGAGAGCUUUCUGCUGGAGAAAGAGGUGGCGGCACGCGGCCCGGAGCUCGGCGCUCUGAGGCAGGAGGUGGACCGCCUUCGUGGCCACAGUCUCCCACACGUACAAGAUCUGCCAGCGCGGAUGGAAGAGGUGGAGAAAAAGUACCACUGUGUGCUGAGCGCCCUGAGCCAGCAGAACUCCGAGCUACGGGACACGCUCAUGCUGACAGAGUUCCUGGAGCGCGUGGAGCUGGAGGAGAGCCAGGAGCUCGACGGGACUCCGUUUAGUCUCGGACAGCCUCUCCACAGAGACAUCUCAUCAGCUCCCGCUUUGCUCGGACUCCAGAGCACUUGUGGUGGCGAGGCCCUGCUUGAGAUCGUGGGCGACCCGGUGGAGGAACUCCGAGAGGCCGUGGAGAUGCUGAACGACACCGUGAGGGAGCGAGGUCGAUCACGAAGCCACGACCAAGCCAUCCGGGAGCUGCUGAGCAAGCAUGCCAGCCUGGCGGUACGAGUGGAGAAGAGCUUGUGCAGCAGCAAGGAACUGAACCUGGACAUCCUGGAGGAGGAGACGGACCUGGCUGUGCAGUGUGAACCGGACCGCUGCAGCCUGGAGGCUCUGCAGGAGAGGCAGGAGCGCCUGGAGGUGGACUGUGCAGUCGUAACGGAGGACGUGAAGGAGGUGGAGAACCAGGCGUCUCGCUUAGAGGAUCUGUGCCCUGAGAGGGUGCAUGUAUUCAGGGCAAAGAUCCAAGCCACGCUGGAGGCCCGGAACGAGCUGGAAAAGAGCGUGACGGACAACAAAUCACGUCUGCAGGAGUUUGUGCAGCUCCGGGACUUCUUCAGGAGCUACCUGGCUGUGAUGUAA
Molecule: messenger RNA, 3214 nt
Organism: Nematolebias whitei (Rio pearlfish)
Lineage: Eukaryota; Metazoa; Chordata; Actinopteri; Cyprinodontiformes; Rivulidae
Product: spectrin alpha chain, non-erythrocytic 1
Biological process (GO): actin cytoskeleton organization; muscle cell development
Cellular component (GO): cortical actin cytoskeleton; cell junction; Z disc
Molecular function (GO): actin filament binding
Source: RefSeq, a predicted model, not a curated record